Messenger RNA from Microthlaspi erraticum, 1842 nucleotides. Lineage: Eukaryota; Viridiplantae; Streptophyta; Magnoliopsida; Brassicales; Brassicaceae. The record is from the annotation of a GenBank genome assembly.
AUGGUGGAGGUAGAUGAGGGUCCACCGUUUCAGGAAGUGGUGUAUAGAAGAUCGGCUAGAAGACGCAGGAGACAAAAUCUGCUAUCUCUUUCUCUUUCAGGAUCGCCUCCCCAGGUUGAUCCCAACAUUCCACAGCAAUCCCUGUCAUUGGGUCCGGAUUGUUCUCUGAAGCAGAAUCCGGUCAAAGCUUUAGUUUUUGGUUCACUUGAUCAGGCACCUUCGGGUUCUGGUCUGGGCCUCAACGGCGACACUAAACAACUAGCAGUCAAAAGGUGGAUCACCUUUAACCGUCCUCUUUUUGGCGGUCUUUUGGAAACUCGUGUGAAAUACUCAAAUUUAGCUCCGUUAAUUACUCGUAACUUUCCGGGAUGGAGAUUUGACUCCAAUCAUUCUGAAGAGGCGGAAAAUGGAAGAAUAGUGGUUUUAUCAUCUCAAGAGGCAUAUUCCUUCAGGCCGUCUAAUUCACCUCUUCAGGGCAUCGCAGAUUUCAGAGACUGUCUUUCAGAUGCCAACCUGUUUGAGUUGUCAACCAGAGGAGUGUAUCAUACUUGGUCAAAUAAAUGUUCCUCAAAUCCUAAGACGAGGAAACUUGACAGAGCUUUGAUUAACGAACCUUGGCAUGACUACUUUCCAUCUUCAAACGCUUUCUUUGAUGUUCCAGGCUGUUCAGACCAUUCCCCUUGUCUAGUCACUAUAUCGGAUUCGAUCCGUAGGAGAGUGUCUCGUUUUAACUUCUUCAGCUUCUUCACAUUGCAUCCUGAGUAUCCAAGGCUUAUUUCGGAAGCUUGGAAUUCUCUUAUUCAACCUUCGGAUUCUAUGUUUGGCCUUUAUCAAAAGCUUAGAGCUGCCAAAUUAUGCUGUAAAUCUCUCAAUUCUACCCGGUUUAGCAAUAUUCAGGACAGAGCGAAACAGGCCUUUGAGAACUUAGAAAUGGUUCAGAGGCAGGUUUUACAGAAUCCUUCACCAGGACUUUUUGAAGAGGAAAGGGUAGCAAGGGAUGAUUGGCUUUUACUUGCUUCGGCUGAAGAAUCUUUCUUUAGACAAAAAUCCCGUAUCAGAUGGUUGCAAGAGGGUGAUGAAAAUACAGGUUUCUUUCACAAGUCUGUUAAGUCAAAUCUAUCUAGGAACAUCAUUCAUUAUCUUCAAGAUGGACUAGGAAACAGAGUUUCAGAUCCUUUGGUCUUAAAAGGAAUGGUCCUUUCUUUUUAUAAGCAGCUCCUUGGAACUGCAAAUCCCGAGGUAUCUCCUUACUCUAUCGCUGAGCUGAGAUCAAUUCUCUCUUUCAGAUGUUCAGACUCUUUGGCUGAGAAAUUAAUCAAACUUCCAUCAACGGAAGAAAUCAAAGAUGCAGUUUUUGCCUUGCCCAAGAAUAAGGCUCCAGCCGGGCCCACUACGAGAGGAUGUCUGCAAAUUGACAUCACUAAAGCAUACGACAACGUCAACUGGGACUUCGUUCUCAACAUCUUGGAAGCCUUACAGCUUCCUCAACUUUUUAUCUCGUGGAUCCGCUCUUGCAUCACUUCACCCCAUUAUCCAGUGGCGCUUAACGGAGAGUUAGUUGGAUUCUUUCCGGGGAAGAAAGGGCUGAGACAAGGUGAUCCGAUAUCUUCUUCCCUUUUUGUGUUGGCUAUGGAUGUUUUGUCUAAAGCUUUGGACUCUGGGGCUGCUCAGGGACGAUUUAGAGUUCAUCCUCUUUGUUCUGUCCCUUUGGUCACUCAUCUAAGUUUCGCCGACGAUUUACUGGUUUUUUUCGACGGAAAGGAAGAAUCCUUGGAAGGUAUCCUCGAGAUUUUAAAAGACUUUCAGAAAGUUUCUGGAUUAGCUAAGUUUGAGGAAGACUAG